AAAUUUGGAGCUGUCAGCUGUCAAAAAGAAGCGAUUUGUUUAUAUAUGAAAUAUUUCACUGUGUAAAUAUUUUUUAAUUUUCUAAAUAUACUUGAUAUGGAUGAAAGUGUAUUACAAAACUGGAGUCCUUACGCCAAAAAUUAUGAUCCUCUAAAGGCAGGUAGUAUCGAUGGGACGGAUACAGAACCCCAUGAUAAAGCUAUUAGUAGGGCAAUGAUGAUGCAUUAUGAGCCACCGCAUGAUUUAGAAUCUAAAUCGGAAAGAACUAUAUUUGUAGCUAGAUUUGGAGCCAAUGUCACUAAAUAUGAUCUAAAAGAGUUUUUUAGCAAAUAUGGAGAUGUUAUUUCCACAAAAGUCAUAGUAGAUGUAGUAACUGGACACUCUCAAGGAUACGGUUUUGUGGAAAUGAGAAGCGAAGACGACGUCAGAAGAGUAUUAAGACGAACUACAGAUGCCAUGUUAAAAGGAUAUAAAAUAUUUAUCGAUUAUGAAUGCGGUCGUAGCAUGAAGGGAUGGAAACCAAGAAGACUCGGAGGUGGUUUUGGUGAAAAAGAGUCAGGGCAAUUGAGAUUCGGAGGAAAGGAUAGACCGUUUAAACGACCGAUAGUACCUAAUAUUUUGAAGUCCAAGAGAUAGUGCCUAUUUUUAUAUCGUUACUAUUUCUAUUCAUUCUACUUUUUUUAAUUUUAUUUCUUUCUAUAUUUAG
Nylanderia fulva is the source of this 706-nucleotide messenger RNA. Its product is annotated as U11/U12 small nuclear ribonucleoprotein 35 kDa protein. The record is from RefSeq and is a predicted model, not a curated record. Gene Ontology annotation, biological process: mRNA splicing, via spliceosome. Gene Ontology annotation, cellular component: precatalytic spliceosome. NCBI's taxonomy places the organism in Eukaryota, Metazoa, Arthropoda, Insecta, Hymenoptera, Formicidae. Gene Ontology annotation, molecular function: snRNA binding; mRNA binding.